GAUAGAUUCCUCGCUCUCAGCUCUCAGCUCUCAGCUCUCAGCAGCAAGCCAAGCCAGCUCAGCUCGUUAUAUUGCUGCUGGGGGCAGCUAGCGUCAUUGCAGAAAAGCAAAAGGAAGGGUGGGUAGCUCUCACUCGCCUGCGAGGUUAAGGUAGCGGAGGAAGAUCAGUUUGGGACCUUGGGUGGCCUGCCCUUGUGUGCUCGAUCCUUGGGCUGUGGAAACCGCAGGAGGAAGCGAGAUAUGGGGAGGGGAAGGGUCGAGCUGAAGCGGAUCGAGAACAAGAUCAACUGCCAGGUGACCUUCUCCAAGCGCCGCAACGGCCUCCUCAAGAAGGCCUACGAGCUCUCCGUGCUCUGCGACGCCGAGGUGGCGCUCAUCGUCUUCUCCAGCCGCGGCAAGCUCUACGAGUUCGGCAGCGCAGGAGUAAACAAGACACUGGAAAAGUAUCAUAAUUGUUGUUACAAUGCUCAGGGUUCCAACAAUGAUUUUGGUGGUGAACCUCAGAGUUGGUACCAAGAAAUGUCAAGACUCAAGGCUAAGCUUGAAUCCCUCCAACGAUCUCAAAGGCACAUGCUUGGUGAGGACCUUGGGCCACUGAGCAUAAAGGAGCUGAAGCAAUUGGAAAAACAGCUUGAAUAUGCACUAUCACAGGCUCGACAGCGGAAGGUUCAUCAUACUCAAAUGAUGAUGGAACAGGUGGAUGAGCUUCGCCGAAAGGAGCGCCAACUUGGCGAGCUUAACAAGCAACUGAAAAACAAGCUUGAAGCAGAAGGUUGCAGCCACUACAGGGCCGUGGCCGUCGUCCAAACCUCCUGGGCAACUGACGCUGCCGUGGGUUCCGACGGCGGUGCACUCCCCGCCCCAAAUGCUCAACCGCCACCAGCUGCUAUGGACUGUGAGCCCACUCUGCAAAUCGGGUAUCACCAGUUCGUUGCCCCUGAGGCAGAAACCAUGCCAAGAAGCAGCACUACUGAAGGAGGGGAGCAGAACGGCCACUUCAUGCUCGGCUGGGCCCUUUGAGCUGAUCUCGAUCUACGGAAGCAAAUAAUUAUUAUGACGUACGUAUGUAUGCGAUAUGGCAAUCGAUCGAUGAGACGUAUCACUACGAUAAUUUGUAGCUGCUGAUGGUAUGUAUGCUCUAGGUGCUGAUGGAAUGUACGCCCUUGCUGCAAGGCAUGCACUGUACGUCUGUACCCUCUACCAAUUAUAUGAUGGCUCCCUGCUAUAGUUUCAGAAAACAGUACUACGACGUAGCCUUCUGCUUGUCCUUGAUUCUUGGAUUAGAAUCAACACUUGAGUUGAAGGCCAUCCAGUUAAAGGGAUUGUACUCUCUGUAUUCAGGAGUGUGCGUUCAUCUGCUCAUCUCAGCCGGCCAACUGUGGAUUGGACCGUCAAAGGGACUAUGAAGGGCAUGGACCAAAUUAAAUAUGAAAUAUGUUUGUUGAGAA
Panicum virgatum (switchgrass) is the source of this 1448-nucleotide messenger RNA. RefSeq names its product MADS-box transcription factor 17-like. Gene Ontology annotation, biological process: positive regulation of transcription by RNA polymerase II. The record is from RefSeq and is a predicted model, not a curated record. The transcript has 8 exons. NCBI's taxonomy places the organism in Eukaryota, Viridiplantae, Streptophyta, Magnoliopsida, Poales, Poaceae. The coding region runs from base 241 to 1020 and encodes 259 amino acids. Gene Ontology annotation, molecular function: RNA polymerase II cis-regulatory region sequence-specific DNA binding; protein dimerization activity; DNA-binding transcription factor activity, RNA polymerase II-specific. Gene Ontology annotation, cellular component: nucleus.